Molecule: messenger RNA, 1785 nt
Organism: Closterium sp. Naga37s-1
Lineage: Eukaryota; Viridiplantae; Streptophyta; Zygnematophyceae; Desmidiales; Closteriaceae
Source: the annotation of a GenBank genome assembly
AUGGUCGCCGCACGCGCUAUUCCUGGUUCCGCCACUCCUGGUUCCGCCACCCUUGGCCCCGCCAACCCUGGUUCCGCCAUCCCUGGUUCCGCCACCACCGAUUCCGCCACGUUUGAGCCGCUGCCGAUCCGACCUCCUCCAUCACCGUCCGCUUCUUCUUCUUCCGGUGCUGCUGGCAGUGGCAACACCCCUGGUGCCAGUAAUGCUGCCAGUGGUGCUGCUGCUGCAGCAGCUGGUGCGGUGAUAGGAGGUUUGGGAGGCGUGACAAGCGGUGCAGCCAUGGGAGGGUUGGCUGCAAAGGCGGCUGGGAAGGGGAAGGGGUGGAAGGCGGGGGAAGCAGCGGCCAUCGCUGCUGCUACUGCAGGGGGGCUGGGGGCGCUUGGGGGAGCUCUGGGGGGAGGCCUGGCGGGAGGUUUGACAGGAGGUUUGGGGGGGAUUCCGCUCCUCCCCUCCCCUCUCCCUACUCUUCCGACUGCCUCCCUUCCCCCCUUUCCUUCUGCUGCCCUUCCCUCCCUCCCUUCUGCUUCCCUUCCCCCACUUCCUUCUGCUUCCGUUCCCCCCCUCCCUUCUGCUGCUCCCCCCCUCCCUUCCGCUGGCCUUCCCCCUGUCCCUUCCCCCUCUGCCAAUACCACCUCCCCCUCACUGCCUCUCCCUUCCCCCUCUGCCAAUACCACCUCCCCCUCGCUACCUCUCCCUUCCCCCUCUGCCAAUACCACCUCCCCCUCGCUACCUCUCCCUUCCCCCUCUGCCAAUGCCACCUCCCCCUCACUGCCUUCCCCCUCCCCCUCCGCCAAUACCACCUCCCCCUCACUGCCCCUCCCUUCCCCCUCCGCCAAUACCACCUCCCCCUCACUGCCUUCCCCUUCCCCCUCCGCCAAUACAACCUCCCCCUCAUCCCCUCUCCCUUCCCCUUCCGCCAAUACGACCUCCCCCUCACUGCCUUCCCCUUCCCCCUCCGCCAAUACCACCUCCCCCUCACUGCCCCUCCCUUCCCCCUCCGCCAAUACCACCUCCCCCUCACUGCCCCUCCCUUCCCCCUCCGCCAAUACCACCUCCCCCUCACUGCCUUCCCCCUCCCCCUCCGCCAAUACCACCUCCCCCUCACUGCCCCUCCCUUCCCCCUCCGCCAAUACCACCUCCCCCUCACUGCCUUCCCUUUCCCCCUCCGCCAAUACCACCUCCCCCUCACUGCCUUCCCCCUUCCCCUCCGCCAAUAACACCUCCCCCUCAUCCCCUCUCCCUUCCCCCUCUGCCAAUACCACCUCCCCCUCACUGCCUCUCCCUUCCCCUUCCGCCAAUACCACCUCCCCCUCACUGCCUUCCCCUUCCCCCUCCGCCAAUACCACCUCCCCCUCACUGCCUUCCCCUUCCCCCUCCGCCAAUACCACCUCCCCCUCACUGCCUUCCCCUUCCCCCUCCGCCAAUACCACCUCCCCCUCACUGCCUUCCCCUUCCCCCUCCGCCAAUACCACCUCCCCCUCACCGCCUCUCCCCUCCCCUGCCGGCAAUACCACCUCCCCCUCACCGCCUCUCCCCUCCCCUGCCGGCAAUACCACCUCCCCCUCACAGCCUCUCCCCUCCCCUGCUGGCAAUACCACCUCCCCCUCACCGCCUCUCCCCUCCCCUUCUGGCAAUACCACCUCCCCCCCAUCGCCUCUCCCUUCCCCCUCCCCCAACACAACAACCACUCCACAACCUCUCCCCUCCCCCGUUUCAAAUAGCACGACUACCACACCACCUCCCCCUUCCCCCUCCUCCUCCUCUUCGUCCCCUCCCCGACCCUAA